UUUAUGGCAGGUUGUUGUUGUGAAAACUACAUGGAAUCUUGUGUUGAAAACUACAAUUGUAAACCUCCUUUUUUGUUAGAGAGGUUAGUCCAGAAGUCUUCCCCCGAACUCCAAACUCAGGACUUAAAGAAAUGUCUGAACAUUUUCGAUUUGACAGUGCAGGGAUUGGCUCAUAUUGUGGGUGCAGGAAUAUUCAUUUUGACACCAGGAGUUAUAAGGAUGGUUGCUGGUCCAGGAUUGGUAGUCUCUUAUCUCUUAGCUGCAGCAGUUCUAAUAUUUACUGUUCUAGCUUACAUGGAUUUGGGAGCUAGAUACAGAGGUAUUGGGAACGCGUAUGUGUACGUGUACUCUGCUUUGGGAGAAUUUGCUGCAGGACUCGUAGGAACGUUCAUUAUGACAGAAAUGGCAUUGGCCGUAGCCGUGGUGGCCGUGGGAUUUGGACAGAAUAUCGACAAGUUUAUCUUGGGGGGUAACGCCCAUAAAAUUCAAGUAGAGUAUGCUAGUACUUUUCUUCCGGAUUACUUAACCGAAAAUGUCAACUUGUUGACUAUUGGUUUAAUCUUAUUUUGUUGUAUCGUCAACUGUAUCGGAGUCAAACAGGUCGCUAUCGUGAAUACCCUCACAGUGGUAUUUAGUUUCAUCUCUCUGGCCAUGUACUGCAUCAUUUCAUUUAUGUACGGCAGUAGCAAGACAUUCACCAACUCCACUGACCCUGAAACAGGAAGAGGAGGGGUGUUUCCUUAUGGAUUUUCAGGAGUUGUAACUGGAGCGGCUGUUGUGAUUAUGUCCUUCGCAGGUUUCGAAUCGGUGGUCAGCCUUUCAGCGGAAGCCAAGAAUUCUAAAAGAGACGUCCCUCUUGCAACAGGUUUAAGCUUCGGAAUUUCUGUUCUAGUUUAUCUAUUAGUAAGUGCUGCUAUCUCCUACCUGGUACCUUGGUAUACCCUUAACGAAAGUACGGGGAUUCCUGGUUCCUUACAGGCACAUGGGCUCACAAUCCCUAAGUACAUUAUCGCAGCAGCGAUCCUUUUUGCUUCUGGAAGUGUAGCUUUGUGCUCUCUUACCACACUGGCUCGAGGGCUCAUGGUGCUAUCUGAGGAUGGAUUGAUUUUCAGUUGUAUUGGUUUGGUGGCCGAGUCCUCAAAAGUACCUAUUAUUGCAACAGUCUUCGCUACAAUUGUGAUAAUUUUCUUUACGAUAGUGUUCUCCUACGAGAUUCUGAUUCAUCUGGUCGCAGGAGGAGCAUUGGUUACUUUUGUAGCAGUCUGCUUCACUCUCAUAAUUAUUUCUUACUCUAAACAAAAAGAAGUUGUUGAUGAAUCCUCGGGACUUAUUCAAAACGAAGUUAUGAUGAAUGAAGAUCAGCUUUUUACAUCUUGGGAUCAGCAGGACAGUGAGGAUUCUGGGUACAUUGAAAAUCAAGAGUGGAAAGUGAUCAGUUGGGUGAGUAUUUUCACAGUUAGUUCGACAAUUUGCAUCGCGUUUAUUUACUGGCCAAGCUCAUGGCCCUUCUGGAAAUUUCGUUUCCCAAUAAUGAUAUUACUUGGGUUGAUAAACACUCUAAUACUGAUCCACAUUAAGAUGACCUACCACAUCCAGCCUCAGAAGAAUCCUGGUUUUGUGUGUCCUGGAAUACCGUUUAUUCCAGCAAUUGGUAUAUUUCUCAAUCUGGCUUUGUUCAGUUCCCUUAAUGUAAUGGCACAUCUGAUGACUGUUGCUUACUUUGCUGUUGGGGUCUUGAUGUAUUUUGGGUAUGGGUAUUUUCACUCUACUAUAACAUUGAAGAAACAAAAAGAACAGGAACUGAUUCCCAGUGAUGAGACUGAGGAGUGAAUAAGAUCAUUUGAUUCUGUUAAACCCAUUUUCUGUACUUGAGAGAUACUUCCUAUUCUGUAAAGAUAAAAUGAUGAAGUAGGUUUCUGUAGUUAAUUUCUUUGUAGCUUCUCUAUAGUUUAUAAUUUCUCUGAUAAUUUCCUCGAGCAGUUAAGUUGCGUAUAUUUUAACUACGUACGUUAUUUUUGCGUCUAUUUUAACUGCGUACGUCGCGUAUAUUUUAACUACGUACGUUACUACGGCAGUAAAUUCCAAAAUAUGGGUCAAUGCUAUUGAUUGAGUUUUUGAUAUUAUUGAACUGUAGCUCAGAAAUUAUUUCUAUUCUGAAAAAAGAAGGUUGACAAUUAUUUGUCUGUCAUGAAUCGUAUUUCUGAAAAUUUAGUUGUGUUAAUUUUAAAUUGUAUUUGUUAACUUUUAACUUUUAUUUGUUAAGUAAUAAAUUCAAAGUCCUUUUUACAAAAUUUGUCAAUAAUUUGAAAAAUUGUUUGAAUGUUUCUCAUCUCGAAAUGGUUAUAAUCUCU
Bolinopsis microptera is the source of this 2351-nucleotide messenger RNA. Its product is annotated as high affinity cationic amino acid transporter 1-like. Gene Ontology annotation, cellular component: membrane. The coding region runs from base 4 to 1830 and encodes 608 amino acids. The transcript has a single exon. The record is from RefSeq and is a predicted model, not a curated record. Gene Ontology annotation, biological process: transmembrane transport; amino acid transport. NCBI's taxonomy places the organism in Eukaryota, Metazoa, Ctenophora, Tentaculata, Lobata, Bolinopsidae. Gene Ontology annotation, molecular function: amino acid transmembrane transporter activity.